CGCAAAGCAUGCUGGGAGAGGAAAACUCCAGGAACCUGAGGGAAAGAGGAAGUUCUGCUGGAAACGUCCUGUAAAGAGGCUCUGAUGUCCGGACAGCGGGAGGGAGAGCCCCGGCAUGAGGAGCAGGUUCCUGUGAUAUAGGAUUGUCCGAUGACAUCAUCAGUACCAGAUAAUGGAUGGAGACGGGGACAAGAUGGCGGAGAGGAUAUUAGAUCUUACCCUGGAGAUCCUCCUCCUGCUUACUGGAGAGGAUUACUCCACGGUGAAGAAGACGUCUAGUAAUCUGAUACAUGAGACGAACAAUGAGAAGAUCCUAGAAGUCGUCCACAAGAUGAUGGAGCUGCUGACUGGAGAGGUUCCUCUAAGGUGUCAGGAUGUCGCUGUCUAUUUCUCCAUGGAGGAGUGGGAGUAUUUAGAAGGACACAAGGGUCUACACAAGGAGGUCAAGAUGGAGGAGGACCAGCCCCUCGCAUCUCCAGAGAGAUCCAGUCAGAGGACAACACCAGAGAGAUGUCCGCGUCCUUUCCUUCCACAGGAUGGUCAGGAUGAAGAUCUGAACAAUUAUAAUGCUACAGAGACAGAUGUGAGGGGCGAUGAGGAAUACAAGGAGGAGAUCCCUACAGAGACAGAUGUGAGGAGCGAUGAGGAAUACAAGGAGGAGAUCCCUACAGAGACAGAGAGGGGCGAUGAGGAAUACAAGGAGGAGAUCCCUACAGAUAAGAGCCCAGAUGACUGUACUGGGUGCUUGGAGAAGCAUCUCAUAUCUACAUAUUAUAAUGCAGAUGAUCCAUGUACCAUAUCAGAUACAUAUGAAGAGCGUGCCAUUAUCCCAGAUGUACCCUCAGACCUUCACAGCAAAAAUCUAUCAUCUCAUCCUUUAAAACAAGUACAAUCUUUUAAUUCAUCACAUACUCUUACUCAGAAUGAAACUCGCAGAAGAUGUUCUGGAACCCAAAGAGCUCGGAGAAAGCCGUAUUCAUGCUCAGAAUGUGGCAAAUAUUUUACUUGGAAAUCAGGCCUUCUUCAACAUCAAAUUCAUCACACAGGGGAGAAGCUGUAUUCAUGUUCAGACUGUGGGAAAUGUUUUACUAGUAAAACACAAAUUGAAAACCAUCAGAGAAAGCACACAGGAGAGAAGCCAUUUUUAUGUUCAGAAUGUGGAAAGUGUUUUACGAAUAAAGCACAUCUUAAAACCCAUCAGAGAAUGCACACAGGAGAGAAACCAUUUUUAUGUUCAGAAUGUGGAAAAUGUUUUACUAGAAAAUCACAUCUUGAUAACCAUCACAGAAUUCACACAGGAGAGAAGCCGUUUUUAUGUUCAGAAUGUGGAAAAUGUUUUACGAAUAAAACACAACUUGAAACCCAUCAGCGAAUUCACACAGGAGAAAAGCCGUUUUCAUGUUCAGAAUGUGGAAAAUGUUUUACUAGAAAAUCAUAUUUUGAUAACCAUUACAGAAUUCACACAGGAGAGAAGCCGUUUUCAUGUUCAGAAUGUUGGAAAUCUUUUACUGAUAAAUCAAGUCUUGAGAGCCAUCAGAGAAUUCACACAGGAGAGAAGCCGUUUGUGUGUUCAGAAUGUGCGAAAUCCUUUACUAGAAAGUCAUAUCUUCUUCUACAUCAAAGAAGUCACAAAGCAGAGAAGCCGUAUUCAUGUUCAGAAUGUGGAAAAUCUUUUACUCGGAAAGCACAUCUUCUGAGCCACCAGAGAAUUCACACAGGGGACAAGCCACAUUCAUGUUCAGAAUGUAGGAAAUCUUUUACUGAGAAAUCUAAUCUUGAGAGCCAUCAGAGAAUUCACACAGGAGAGAAGCCAUUUUCUUGUUCAGAAUGUGGUAAAUCUUUUACUCGGAAAUUUCAACUUCAGAGCCACCAGAGCAUUCACACAGGGGACAAGCCGUAUUCAUGUUCAGAAUGUAGAAAAUCUUUUACUGAGAAAUCAAGUCUUAAGAGACAUCGGCAAAUUCACACAUUGGAGAAGCUGUAUUCAUGUUCAGAAUGUGGCAAAUGUUUUACUCAUAAAUCAUUUCUUGCAAGCCAUCAUAGAAUUCACACAGGAGAGAAGCCAUUUUCCUGUUCAGAAUGUGGAAAAAGUUUUACUCAGAAAUCAUCUCUUAAGAGCCAUCAGAAAAUUCACACAGGGGACAAGCCGUAUUCAUGUUCAGAUUGUAGAAAAUCUUUUACUCAGAAAUCAAGUCUUGAGAGACACCAGAGAAUUCACACAGGAGAGAACACGUUUUCGUGGGAGAAGCCGUUUUCAUGUUCAGAAUGUGGAAAAGCUUUUACGAAUAAAAGAAAUCUUGAAACCCAUCAGCGAAUUCACACAGGAGAGAAGCCGUUUUCAUGUUCAGAAUGUGGAAAAUGUUUUAAUAGAAAAUCACAUCUUGAAAACCAUUAUAGAAUUCACACAGGGGACAAGCCGUUUUCAUGUUCAGAAUGUAGGAAAUCUUUUACUGAUAAAUCAAGUCUUGAGAGCCAUCAUAGAAUUCACACAGGAGAGAAGCCGUUUUUUUGUUCAGAAUGUGCGAAAUCCUUUACUAGAAAGUCAGCUCUUCUUCUACAUCAAAGAAGUCACACAGCAGAGAAGCCGUUUUCAUGUUCAGAAUGUGGAAAAUGUUUUAAUAGAAAAUCACAUCUUGAUAACCAUUACAGAAUUCACACAGGAGAGAAGCCGUUUUCAUGUUCAGAAUGUAGGAAAUCUUUUACUGAUAAAUCAAGUCUUGAGAGCCAUCAUAGAAUUCACACAGGAGAGAAGCCGUUUUCAUGUUCAGAAUGUGGUAAAUCUUUUACUCGGAAAUUUCAACUUCAGAGCCACCAGAGCAUUCACACAGGGGACAAGCCGUAUUCAUGUUCAGAAUGUAGAAAAUCUUUUACUGAGAAAUCAAGUCUUGAGAGACAUCGGCAAAUUCAUACAUUGGAGAAGCUGUAUUCAUGUUCAGAAUGUGGCAAAUGUUUUACUCAUAAAUCAUUUCUUGCAAGCCAUCAUAGAAUUCACACAGGAGAGAAGCCGUUUUCAUGUUCAGAAUGUGGAAAAAGUUUUACUCAGAAAUCCUCUCUAAUUCGCCACCAGAGCAUUCACACAGGAGACAAGCCGUAUUCAUGUUCAGAAUAUAGAAAAUCUUUUACUGAGAAAUCAAGUCUUGAGAGACAUCAGAGAAUUUAUACAGGAGAGAAGCCGUUUUCGUGUUCAGAAUUUGGCAAAUGUUUUACUCAAAAAUCAUCUCUUGUUCAACAUCAUAGAAUUCACACAGUGAACAACCAAUUCUGAAUCCUUCCUGUAAAAUAUUUAGACCAACCCAUAAGAAAAACUAACUCACAUUGUAUGUAUAGAUAACACUGGGGUCUAGUAUACUAUACCGAGCCAACAAACGAACCAAAUCUGCACACUAUCCACAGACGGGGCCAUUCCGGUGGGGCAAUUUUUGCGUCUUCGACGUGUCUGCUCCAGUGACAAGAAAUUUGAGAUGCAGUUUGGAGAAUUGUCUAGGAGGUUUCGCAAUAGGGCCUAUAACCAGGUUGAUAUCAAGAGGGGCUACACACGGGCCAAGUCUGCAAAUAGGGACUCUCUCCUGACCAAAGAUUGACAAUGCCAGUUGUAGAUUUAUUACCCCUUUUAACAUGCAGUGGCGAAAAAUAUGUGAAAUACUCACUAGACACUGGCCUAUACUGCUCUCAGAUAAUGGCCUACGGGCGACACUUCGAGAAUAUCCCCAGGUGACAUGGCGACGUUCAAAAAAUCUUGGUGACUUGCUCACCAGUAGUCACUAUGUAUCCCCUUCGCCAUCGUACAUAUUUGGAAGUAAGGGGCCAAAAUGGGGCUCCUACCCGUGCAACAACUGUCAGGCAUGUAGAUGCAUGGUUCGGUCCUCCACAUUUAGGGACUCUAAGGGCAGACGCGAGUAUCAAAUCGUGCAACAUAUCACAUGCAGGACUGUGUGUGUGAUAUAUUUGAUCACUUGCCCUUGCAAGCUCCUGUAUGUUGGGAUGACCACCAGGGAGCUGCGUGUUGGGGUAUUCGAACAUGCAAGCAAAAUCCACCAGGCAGCCACUACUGCACAUGACGAGCUGACCCAGUUUCAACCUAUAGCCCUGCAUUUUAGGAACCAUCACAGGGGGGACCCUCGUGGGUUACAAUGCAUGGGUAUUGAUAGGGUCUCUCUGGGCUGCCGUGGAGGGGAUAUCAAGAAGCGCCUCCUGCAACUGGAGACUAAAUGGAUUGUUCUGCUUAAGGCCGAAUGCACACGGCCGUGUUUCACGGCCGUGAGUGGACCGUGGAACCGCGG
This is a messenger RNA of Bufo gargarizans (Asiatic toad), 4280 nucleotides long. Its product is annotated as zinc finger protein 585A-like. Gene Ontology annotation, molecular function: DNA-binding transcription factor activity; RNA polymerase II cis-regulatory region sequence-specific DNA binding. Gene Ontology annotation, biological process: regulation of transcription by RNA polymerase II. The coding region runs from base 173 to 3265 and encodes 1030 amino acids. The record is from RefSeq and is a predicted model, not a curated record. The transcript has 9 exons. NCBI's taxonomy places the organism in Eukaryota, Metazoa, Chordata, Amphibia, Anura, Bufonidae.